CGAACGUCCUCAGGAUCACUCACUCACCCCUCCCCACCCCCAGCUGACACGCUUCUGCGAUCUUGGAGUUCCGAUUUUUCACGUGUGCCUGCUGAUGAACCCCCACCGCCACCUCUGCAGGUAGACCGGGUCUCAGGGUCAUCAAUUCGUGCGCCCGCCCCUCCGCCUAACUACGCCUAAACGCCGCGGUGGACUGAAGCCAUUCCCUCGGCAAACAGACACACACGUCACACGAUCAUGACCACGGAAGACAACACGGAGGCGACGUGGGGCAACUCAACAGCCCGAGCUCCCUCCCUUCCACCGUGGAGCAACCCCACCCCGCCACACCGGAACUGCCUCCUCCGCGCCCGGCGCGCCCACGCACGUCAGCGCCGGAGCUGCGGGAGCCGCCCCCCUCCGACGCAGGUGGCCCGCGCGACACGCGCAUGCUCCCUAGGUAGGGUCACGAGAGGCUCGGGGCGCAACAAUCUGUUGCGCCGCCCUCGGGGAGCCGGCAGAUCCGGGUCUCGUGGCUAAGAGUGACGUGGUCUAUCGAAUCCAAACAGAGGGGAGGAGGCCGGCGGCCAGCAGCAGCGGCAGCGACAGCGGUGUCCGGAACGCUCCCGGCCGCCACCCUCCCCGCCCGCCGCUGGUUUGGGCGGGUUUAAAUAGUUGAGUAAAAUCGAGCUGGUGACCAUGGCUGAAGGAGGAUUUGAUCCCUGUGAAUGUAUUUGCUCUCACGAACAUGCUAUGAGAAGACUCAUCAAUUUGCUCCGGCAGUCCCAGUCCUACUGCACCGACACAGAAUGCCUUCGGGAGUUGCCAGGACCCUCCAGUGACAGUGGCAUCAGCAUCACUGUGAUUCUGAUGGCCUGGAUGGUGAUCGCCGUGCUCCUCUUCCUCCUGAGGCCUCCUAACCUGAGAGGCUCCAGCCUCCCUGGAAAGCCCUCCAGUCCUCACAGUGGACAGGAUCCGCCAGCCCCUCCCGUGGACUAACGUCCUAGUGUGGGAAACAGCGAUGGUUUAACACCCUGCACGACCGAGCGACUGAAGACGACCAGGCACUAACUGUCUCCUUUUCCAUCUGCAGUUUGGAUGGUAUUGUUUUCAUGAGCUUCUAGAAAUUUCACUUGCCAACUACCUUUUGCUUCCUGUGUUGCCACAGUCCUUAUUUACAGUAUACCCGAGUAAAUGAUUCCAUUGAAAAGUUGAGGGUUUUGCUGGUUGGCCUAAGCUUAAACAUUCCACUCGUUCUCCCUGCAACCCUGACCGGAACGUCUGUGGUGGUUUCUGGCCCAACUGAAGGAAAAUUGAGAUUUCUUCAUUUAAGUGUUUUUUAAGUGGUUUUGAUAGAUUUUAAUUCUUUCCAUAAGGUAUUUAUUUGGGGUUGUCUGGUGUGAGUGACAGAGCCACGCUGUAGUUACUUUACUGGCACUUUUCUGUAGUCCUGGGGACAGUAAGCAUUUUCCUCACAACUUCCAGCUGGCUUUAUGGCUAGAAAAGGGAAAGCGAACUGGUUGUUCACUGAUUUUUUUUUUUUAAUUCCCAUUAAAAUUUUCUGAUGUUAAGAAUACUUUAAAUAAACAUGAUUGAUUAAUAUA
Molecule: messenger RNA, 1583 nt
Organism: Mus pahari (shrew mouse)
Lineage: Eukaryota; Metazoa; Chordata; Mammalia; Rodentia; Muridae
Gene: Smim14
Product: small integral membrane protein 14
Exons: 5
Coding region: 679-978 (99 amino acids)
Cellular component (GO): endoplasmic reticulum
Source: RefSeq, a predicted model, not a curated record